GACUAUGCCCCCUGGGGCACGUACGCAUACCGUACUCACUCUGGCCCCAGAAAGAGGUUCCAGACGCACAGUAGCACUCUUAUGACAGUGCCUGGCGCUACCACCAUCGUGACACUCUUGACGUCACUACACAUGGAUUUUCUCCAGGUGCCCUGGUUUCGUCCCACGUACAAUUGGCCACGCUUUAAGAUUUACGUGGCUUUUCUGGAUCAUUGGAUUACAUUAUUAUGUUUCACUAUUCAAAUAAGCAUGGGUUGCAGCACUUCCAUAUCAGCUGUAUGAACAAAGUCCUUAACCUUACCCAAUUCCCUGCAUUAUUAGGAGGAGGGAACAUGCCAAUCUUCGCUACAAGAGGUGAUCAAACACUUGGUUACAAUUUUGAACAGCUAAGGGGAGAUCUAGGCAUUGCUGGUAUGAAAGUGGUCCUAGGUGGAUGCCUGCUCCUCUGUUGGAAGACUGUCAGGAGAAUUGUAGAGAUGACAAGUCAUAAGUUAGCGGAUAGAUCAGCUCCAUGGUAGUUGCUGGUGUCGAGUUCAUAUUGUAUUUUCACUACAUAGUCCAGUGGAUGUUCUUGCUUGUGGAUGUGCCGGUGAAGGAACAGCGAAUUUGUAAUUACAAGCACAUAAAUCUUGUAGCCUCUUGCCAUCAUAAAGCUGAUUUGGCCCAUCCAUUACAAUAUACUUUACCCAGGUUUUAACGCAAUGUUCCACUUGGGGAUUAAAGUCACGUGGCGAAGGAGGUCAUCAAAGGAAUCUUGACUCAUCAGCCCUUGCAUUCCGUCCGUCAUUCGGUGUUUGCAGUAAAGCAGUUGCCCGUUGUUUAUGGAGAUUUCCAGAGGGUGGGACUUCAGUCUUCUGGCUCUACUAAUUGAAGUGUGGCCAAGGGCACAUGGUUUUGUUUUUAUUUCAUGGUCUAGUGAUAAUUGAGUUACAGUGGAAGGGCUCGUAGCAGUCCCUUGCACCAAGCCAGGGCUCCCGUUUUUUAUACUGUGGUGGAUGUGACCUUACCACCUCGGUUGGAUCUGCCAGGAUAAUCAGCCCACUACUGUGCCAGCCUCUCCCCAGAUGGCAUUUCCCACAUUACAUUGCAGUGUUACUGUCUUGCACCACAAUAACAUCAAUAAUAAUGAUUUGGAUUUAUGUGGCGUCUUAAUACUACAAGUUUCCCUAGACGCUGUGCAGGAAAACCUAUUUACAUCAAAUAACGUAGAGGAAACAUGAAAUAGGGCAUCGACGAGCCACAGUGAUCGAGCACCCAUCACAGUAGCAUAGCCAUAAAAUUGGAUCAAAUUGGAUGAAAAUAGAGAUAGAGAUUGGAUCAAAUAUUCCUACCUUAAACACAGAGUUGCGAGUUGUUUUGGCAGAACGUACAAAUACAAUUCAAUCAUAUAAUUUACACUGCCUUCACAAUAACAUUCAAAUGUGAAUUAGCUUUAAAAUAAUGUUUGUCAGAAUGCUUCAUUAAAAUCCCUUUCAGGGACCCCCUUUGCCUCUGAAGAGAUAUAGUUGCUCUUUAAAGGGGCUCAUUGUACUUUGGGACGGUGAUUCAUUAUUUUGGGUGGUCCCUCUCUCUCUCUUCCUGUGUGUGUGGGGGUUUUCUGUCAGAAUGCGAGGCUGUGCGUUGUGGGAGCAGAGCAUCUUGAGCAGCCAGCCCUAGCACACGGCUCUGCCUGGGCCCUGGGACAAUUAAUGCAGAAUGCGAGCCUGCUCAUUGCGGAAGGUGAGCGACUGAACAGCUAGCCCUGUCACACGCCUUACCUGGGCCCUGGGAUAUUUUUUUACAGACUCAUCACGGCAAUUUACACUGAGUCAAGCUUCAAGCUGUGCAUCGGAAACUGGUUACCAUCAAAAUUUAUUUGAGAAAAUGUGAUCGACUGACAGGCAGCAGUGAGACAGAGAGACAACCGGUUUCAUGCUUCUUUGGACUCAAUGGUAAAAUAUAGUCACCAAUGCUCACUGCUGCAGUCUGCUUCUGGGAAACAUAUAUGUACAGUCAGACACGAUGCCCUGACCUUGCCUUGGUCACGAUCGUUCAAAGGUCACAGGCAGCGUGACUUCCGCUUCAUUUCGUCCCCAUUUCUCUUCACCGACUCAAGUCGCUAACUUACCAAGGCCACUUAACGAGCAUACAGGAGCGAGCACCCGUUUGUGGCGAGGAUGUCUAUGGAGAGUGAAGCACAGGGAGGGGCGCUUGGCAAGAAGGAAAGAAGAAGAGGCCCCUUCCGUGCUCUUCGCAACUCUCCCCAGAGUCGCAAGGGUCAAGAUAAAAGCGACACAGCGCUGAUUCAACGGUUCAAGGGCGACGGCAUUCGCUACCGGGCCAAGAUGAUCGGGGUCGACUCAGUGGCAGCGGCACGCGGCGACCGCAUGUGUCAGGAUUCCAUGAUCAAACUGAAGGGAAUGGCUGCAGUAGCGAGGGCCCAUGGGCAACACAAGCAGAGGGUCAUUGUGUCCGUCUCCUUCUCCGGAAUCCGGAUUUACGACGAGCGGUGUGGAGUCCUACAACACGAGCACCCCGUGCACAAGGUGUCGUUCAUUGCACGGGACGUCAGCGACCACAGAGCAUUUGGUUUUGUGUGCGGCACGGAGGGGGAUCACCGGUUCUACGCCGUGAAGACGGCGCACGCUGCUGAGGGUCUAGUGAUGGACCUUCGCAACCUCUUUCAGCUCAUCUUCACCCUUCGUGAACGUGAGCAAAAGCAGCAGCAACAGAAGCAGCAUCCGCAGCAACCACAGCAGCAGCAGCACCAGGAAGGCACGGACAAAGAGCAGAGCAAGGAUAAGCAAGUCGAUUCGUGCGCCCUUUACCAGACGAUACCUGACGACGACUCAGACGACCCAGUCUACCAGUACAUUAUGUUUGAGCCCAGUCCGGACUCUGAGGAGUCCAUCUACCAGGUGCCAUCAAGUCAGCUGAAGGAUGGAGUGUACGACAUCCCAAUCUACAAAGCCUCUGAGAAUGGAAGCUCUCUGCUAGAACUAGAAGCCCAAAUGGACAGAAUGCUGUUGGACUCUUCUCAGUUUGGUUUAUUUGGAGACAUCACUACACCACCGGACAUCACCUCCCCUCCCACCCCUAUUUCUCCAGAUCUGUUUGGACUUGGCGAUGUCUCCUCGACCAAUCAACAGCUUCCGCCCCCCCCUCCAAACAAGAUGGCUCCCCUAGGUGGGUUGGCCUACAGCCUGCCCACCACCCCCGCGGCAGCGUGGGGCACCAUGGGCCCCGUAGUGAUGUACCCGGCAGGGUGGGUGGCCCCCCAGCAAGCGUCCUGGCCCGUGGCUGCUGCGGUGACCCCCCCGUUCGUUGUGGCCCCCUACGCUGCCAUGCCCCCCACUACGGCCCGGCCUCAGCCUCUGCCCGCUGCCAUACAGGCAGGCGCCCAGGCGAGGAGAGGAGCCAACAAUAGCGCGUUUAAGGACUUCCAGCUGGCCCAACCACCUCCAGUGCCGGCACGGAGCCACCCACGGGCAUCUGCACUCGCCGGGACCUCGGAUAAGUUUGCCGAGUACUUCUCCGAGAGGAUCGGCGUGGCGCAGGACCCCGACGACACAGACGAUUAUGACAUUUCACAGCUGACCGUCACGCCUUCCGCUUCAGAUCCUUCCUCGGGGUCUCUGUCGGCUGCGUCAUCAGCACCGGCUUCACCACCAAGGGCCGAGGCUCCGGCCACAGGCGCCGGCGCCACCACCGCUACAACCACCACCACUACACCCAGCACCACACCCAGCCAUGCUCCCACUCCCGCAUCAAGGUCAUUCGAACACAGUCCCAAAGCUACUGGAGAUAAGGCACCAACACAGAACCCCACUGAAGCAGCAGUAUCUGCUGCAUCAAUUUCGCCUGGAGGGGAUUUGUUGGGAGACGAUCCAUUUGGUGAUUCUUUAAUGUGAUCAUUCAUGGUUUUCCAGGAUGAGAAUUGAUGGAGAACAUUUGAGACUAAAAAGGAAAAUCUAUCAAGGAACGUUCAACCGCGUUUUUAUUUAACCGUGCUUCCACCACCACUGACGGUGAAGAUGUUUCCCUCAUUUUAACGACUGGAAAAGCCAUCACAGAAGGAAAAACCUCAAUUGACAUGCAAGUCAAGUGAGUUGGAACCGAAUGGUGUGAAAGAAAGCAACAGAUUGGAAGAUGGGAAAAAUAUAAAUUAUGUAAAAUGAAAUCAAAUUUGGCCAGGCAAAAUGCAUUUGGAAACUGAUUGUAAUAUUUACUUUUCGAAAACAUUAUUGCAGGAUUCAGUGUCCCACGGAACAAGAUAUAUUCCUGAACUGGUUUAGCUUAUGAAUCAGGAUUAGCCUUUUGUGAAAAUCUUUCAGAAUUUUACAGUGAUGGUGAUAUUGUUGUAAUAUAUUUGCUGAAGACACUGCAUUAUUGAAAUUAUCCUCACCACCAACUCCAUCUCUCUCACCUACUCUUCCUUUAACGUUGCCAAACAAAGAUUUUGAAAAACAAAUCUUCCAAAAUUAUCAUCUUCACCCUCGUUUCACGAUCGGAGAAUGCAAAUUAGCAUUUUCCAAUCUGAGAGAGGUUUUCAUUUCCGUUGAGACCUCAAAUUUUACAUAAUGUUGAAGUGUCACUCGUGAAGAUUUUUGCACAUCAUAUUGUAAAAAAAUAUUAUACUUGUUGUUUAACUCUUGACAGCUCAAAUCAAUCUUGUCAAAUUUUACACGCAUAAUUAAAGUUUUUAUACUUAAACAUGCAA
Messenger RNA from Lethenteron reissneri (Far Eastern brook lamprey), 4699 nucleotides. Its product is annotated as disabled homolog 1-like. The record is from RefSeq and is a predicted model, not a curated record. Lineage: Eukaryota; Metazoa; Chordata; Hyperoartia; Petromyzontiformes; Petromyzontidae. Gene Ontology annotation, cellular component: intracellular membrane-bounded organelle; cytoplasm.